AUGGAUAUGACAAAGCAGACAGAAUAUUUUCAGUCUGCCAAUAGCCAAUCCCGCCAGUAUCCACAUAUGCAUAACUAUAAUAUUCUAUACUCUUCUUUUUUCCUAUUUUCUCUUUCCUUCCUCCUCUUCUUUCCUUUUACCUCUUCUUUUUCUUUCUUUUCCCUCUUCCCUUUUUUCUACUUCCUCUUCCCUCAUUUUUCCAACAUCUAUUACUCUCUUCUGUAUCUCUUCUUUCCUUUUCCUUGUUUCUUUUCCCUCUUUUUUCCUCAUCCUAUUUUCCUUCUUCCACUUCUCUUUUUCUCUUGUGUUUUCGUCUUUUUUUCCCACCUUCUAUUUGCCUCCUCUAUGCCACUUUUCUUCUCCUUUCUAUUUCUUCUUUCCUCUUUUUUCUCUUCUCUCUUCUGUUUCCCUCUUCCAUGCCUCUUUUCAUCAUCAUUUCUUUUCUUCUUUUUUCUAUUUCUUCUACUUCUCUUUUCCUCUUCCCUAUUCUGUUUUUUCUCUUUCUUUUUUCCUACUUCUUCUUCCUUCUUUUUUCCUUUCCUCAUCUCUUUCUUCUAUUUUCCCUCUUCCACUUCUCCUUUUUUCCUUUUCUUCUUCUUCCAUUCUUCCUCUCCUUUCUUUUUUUCCUUCUUUUCCCUCAACAUGAAUACUAUUCUUUCUUAG
Molecule: messenger RNA, 663 nt
Organism: Acanthosepion pharaonis
Lineage: Eukaryota; Metazoa; Mollusca; Cephalopoda; Sepiida; Sepiidae
Source: the annotation of a GenBank genome assembly